AUGUCGAAGAUCACAGUCGCCGGAGUGCGCGAGAAUGUCGAGCAGCUGCUCAACUACUCCCUGAACGAGAAGAAGCGCAACUUCCUCGAGACCGUUGAGCUUCAGAUCGGUCUGAAGAACUAUGACCCCCAGCGUGACAAGCGUUUCUCGGGUACCAUCCGCCUGCCCAGCGUUCCCCGCCCUGGUAUGGCUCUUUGCGUUCUCGGUGACCAGCACGAUCUCGACCGUGCUAAGCACCACGGCAUCGAUGCCAUGUCGGCCGACGACCUGAAGAAGCUGAACAAGAACAAGAAGCUCAUCAAGAAGCUUGCUCGCAAGUACGAUGCCUUCCUGGCUUCCGACGGUCUGAUCAAGCAGAUCCCCCGUCUCUUGGGUCCCGGUCUGUCCAAGGCUGGCAAGUUCCCCACCCCCAUCUCCCACAGCGAGGACAUGCAGGUCAAGACCACCGAGGUCAAGUCCACCAUCAAGUUCCAGCUUAAGAAGGUGCUCUGCCUUGGUGUUGCCGUUGGCAACGUCGCCAUGACCCAGGAGGAGCUGGUCGCCAACCUCAUGCUGGCCAUCAACUACCUGGUCUCCCUGCUGAAGAAGGGCUGGCAGAACGUUGGCAGCCUUGUCAUCAAGGCUUCCAUGUCUCCUCCCCGCCGCCUGUACUAG
Penicillium alfredii is the source of this 654-nucleotide messenger RNA. Its product is annotated as 60S ribosomal protein uL1. Gene Ontology annotation, biological process: translation. The coding region runs from base 1 to 654 and encodes 217 amino acids. Gene Ontology annotation, cellular component: large ribosomal subunit. Gene Ontology annotation, molecular function: RNA binding; structural constituent of ribosome. NCBI's taxonomy places the organism in Eukaryota, Fungi, Ascomycota, Eurotiomycetes, Eurotiales, Aspergillaceae. The transcript has 4 exons. The record is from RefSeq and is a predicted model, not a curated record.